AUGUGCAGCUACCUGUUUUUUGACAUCUCCACAAUUGUGUGCGCACGCAUUAAGCUGUGUCAGCCCUCGAAGCGUGAUGAUCAGAAGUUGAGGUCAGUAUCCGAUCACCGUAAUCGUUCCAUCACGUCAUGUACUAACUACGGACAUGGCAAUGAAAGUUUUCUUUCGUUGUCGUAGCCUGUUUUUCAAUCAUUUUAAAUCGUUGAUUCGAAGAAAAGGAAAGAACUGUACCUUAUUAUCGUGAGAUGCCUCGAUCAUUUCUUGUGAAAAAUCACAGAUCGAAGAAACGAGCGCAUGAUAGCAGUCCUGACGAAGAAGACUCAAAUGAUGUAAAAGCUAGUCUAGGAAAAGAUGACUUCGUUGUUGGAACGAAAAUCAAACAUCAGUUUGCGCCAGCAGCGCAUAGUCUUCGCGCUUUGGCAGAUGUAUGUGCUUUGAAACAACUUGAAGAAAGCAGUCGGAAAGUACAAUCACAAGAGCACAAUCAAAAAAAAAGCUUUCUUUCAAGGCACGAAGAAACAGAACCAUUUCCAGAUGAAGUUCUGGAAACACUUUGUCUAAUUCGCAACUCUAGCUUAGAUUUAAAAAGAUUACUGUCUCCUCCCCAGAACAACGAUAUUAAAACAAAUGACAAACCAUUUGAAACACGUAAACACGAAAAAAAGUUUCUGCAAUCUUCAAAGGAAAGAAACCAUACACCUGAAUCAAAGAGACUGGAUCGAGAGCUUGAGAAAAUGUUGAAGGGAAACCAGGAGGUAAUUCAACGUGAAAUAAAAGAUUUUUUUGACAAUAAUCGCUUCACCGAGAAAGAAAUUGUGAAAGAAACAGAAUUGACGAUCGUUGACGCAUCACGAUUUUUUUCUGAUUUUUGGCAUACUAAAGAAGAAAAAAGAGAAAUUUUCUUCAGAUGGUAUUUACAGAAGAAGUCAUGUGGUAAAGACAGUCAAAGUUUCACUUGCUAUAAAUGUGGGAAAAUUUUCGCUUACGAGAGCUAUCUUGAGAGACAUGUCAAGUACGUUUGUCCUGACAAAACUGGUCGUACAUGGAAAUGCACAUACUGUGUAAAGGCAUUUCAAUAUCCAUGUUAUUUAAGGAGGCAUAUGCGAUCGCACACAGGAGAGAGUCCAUACAAAUGUACACAAUGCUCACGGGCGUUCGUUCGCUCUACCGAUUUACAGCGUCACCUUCGUAACCAUACUGGUGAAAAGCCAUAUAAAUGUGCCGAAUGCAUGAGAGCGUUUGCUCGCUCAACAGAUCUCAAGCGACAUUUUCGAACGCACACGGGUGAAAAACCUUACAAAUGCUGGCAUUGUUCAAAAGCGUUCUCACAAUCCGGCUCCUUGCAAACUCAUCUGCACACACAUUACAAGGAAGCAAUACAAAAGAAAGAUAUGGCAACUGCAGAGCGACUCAAAAAUAGCAUCAGAAAAAAACUUAUAAACAAGGUUGUGACUAGUAAGGCAUUAUAAAUUUCCAAAAUGGUUCUUUCUUUCCAGCAGUCUGCAAUUUAACAGUAAAAUAUGUAUGUAAUGUUUAUUGUCUGUUUAUGAAAGAUUUAUGGGGGCCAAACUAGCUUGUUUAAAAGAUGGUAGUCAUGAUUUCUCAAAAAAAUUUAAAUACUUUUUGUACUUACUGAAAAAUAGAAUUGUGAGUCGUAUAUUUAUAACUCCUGCAAAAUGAAACAUUCGUGAUGAAACGUUAAUUUUUU
Messenger RNA from Xenia sp. Carnegie-2017, 1708 nucleotides. Its product is annotated as zinc finger protein 726-like. The transcript is spliced from 5 exons. Gene Ontology annotation, cellular component: nucleus. Gene Ontology annotation, biological process: positive regulation of DNA-templated transcription. The coding region runs from base 246 to 1469 and encodes 407 amino acids. Lineage: Eukaryota; Metazoa; Cnidaria; Anthozoa; Malacalcyonacea; Xeniidae. Gene Ontology annotation, molecular function: RNA polymerase II cis-regulatory region sequence-specific DNA binding; DNA-binding transcription factor activity, RNA polymerase II-specific. The record is from RefSeq and is a predicted model, not a curated record.